Molecule: messenger RNA, 891 nt
Organism: Tarenaya hassleriana
Lineage: Eukaryota; Viridiplantae; Streptophyta; Magnoliopsida; Brassicales; Cleomaceae
Product: E3 ubiquitin ligase BIG BROTHER-related-like
Exons: 1
Coding region: 60-773 (237 amino acids)
Source: RefSeq, a predicted model, not a curated record
AUAGCCGCAUACCUCUAAUUAAGUCUUUGUUCGUUCAUUCUUCCUGUGACAGAUACGCCAUGGAUUCUCCUGUGACAUUCUCGUACGGGUUGGAUCGUCGUCCGAAUCAGGACUUCUCAUGCUGGGUGCUAAGCUUCAAGGGCGUCGACAUCCUCAGCCGCCAAACCCUUCUCCCCGACGGUGAUUCCUUCAGUCUUCCCGACGAAACCACCGAAGCUUUCAGAGCCUCCGCGUCUCUUUCCGAACCGAUGAACCACAACGCAAUCGUCGAAAUCGUCAGCGGCCUUCAAAACGCAGACGCAGCAGGGGUUUCAACGCGUAACGCCUCGUCCUACAGCGGCGAAUUCUUCCUCAUCACGGCCCACUUUCGCAUGUUUGGCGUCCCAAAGGAACUCUACACCGAGGUCUUGAAAGAGAUCAGUGACUACGUGAGACGGAAUCCGCGAGUAACGGGAGGAGCGAUCGAGGUCGAGGUUUGGAGGGUAAGAUCAGAGACGGUGCAGCUAGAUGAAGAUCCCGAAGUCGAUGCUUACGUCGAGAGUAUGUUUCCGGGGAUCUUGUCUUCUCGGGAACCCGUCCCUGCCGAUUCCUCCGCCAUCGAUUCGCUCGGAACCGUCAGAUUUACUCGGGAAUGCGCGAUCUGCGUGCAGGAUUUCGCAGAAGGUUCGAUGAUCACUAGAUUGCCUUGCGAUCACACGUUUCAUGGAGAUUGCAUCAAAACCUGGUUGCAGAUCAAUCGCGAGUGCCCUCUCUGUCGUAAGCCGGUUUGUUAAGAUCUCGAACACUUUAGUUUUGUCGGAAGUUGAAAACUCAGAAACAUUCUUGCGAAGUUUUUUUGUUUUUUGGGUCAUUGACGAAUCUUACGAAUGUUCGGAUUGUAUAUUUUUUUUU